Messenger RNA from Syngnathus acus (greater pipefish), 4204 nucleotides. RefSeq names its product minichromosome maintenance 9 homologous recombination repair factor (gene mcm9). Gene Ontology annotation, biological process: double-strand break repair via homologous recombination. Gene Ontology annotation, cellular component: MCM complex; nucleus. The coding region runs from base 684 to 3800 and encodes 1038 amino acids. NCBI's taxonomy places the organism in Eukaryota, Metazoa, Chordata, Actinopteri, Syngnathiformes, Syngnathidae. The transcript has 15 exons. The record is from RefSeq and is a predicted model, not a curated record. Gene Ontology annotation, molecular function: ATP binding; single-stranded DNA helicase activity; single-stranded DNA binding.
CCACGAAAUGUCAAUUGUAGCGUAUGAUUUAUUUUCUUUCAUUUUAUUGUGACUCUAAUGAGCCGCUUUAAUGGGUCACUAUGUGCUCAUGUCGGUUUAAUCUUUAAAAUUCACUUUGAAAAUUUCCCAUGUAGUGCAAUAUUUCACUAUUGUGAAUUCCUUUUCCGGUGUAAAGGGAAGAUUUUCCCUGCGUUUAAACUUAUGUGCAUGUUUUUUCCUCAGUUGCUAAUUUCUCCUGUACUGUAAUCGUUCUAUUUAUCAAUUAAACACUUUACGUUUGACAUUUCCAUAGAGAAAUAACCAACUGUUAAAAUAAAAAUUUGCUUCAUAUACUGUUUGGUAACAUUUCCUGCCUUAAAGACAAGAUUCGGGUAUUGUUAUUGGUAACGCGGGAAUCUUAAGCGGGGAAUUUGACGUUAUUCAAAAUAAGUGAGGCGAUGCUGGCCUAUUUCAUAAUUUAACUGUAAUUACCAACAUUAUUAUGAUCAUCACCACCAGGUGCGUAGUUAGAUAUCGGAGUAAAAAUCAAUUACUAUCAAAAAUGCUACAUUUCCAGUUCGUGCUCCGCGACGUAAAGCUAAUUAGCUGUUGAAGCAAGCUUUUUUCCACCACACAUCGAAAACUACGCCACAAUUUCAUUGUUAAGAAGCAGGGGUGCAUUUCAUGGUGGAUCUCCAUUCAACAUGGCUAUAAAUGUAGAACAGGAGGCUCUUAUUAGCCAGAUGUUCGAAGCGUAUAUAACAGAGUAUCAUCUCGGGGACAUUAUCGAGCUAACUGCAACCUCCAAUGACGACAGUCAUCAGCCUGUUGUUAUCAAUGCCAUGUCAUUGUUUGAAGCCAGUAUGGAGAUUGGUGACUAUUUGAACGCCUAUCCCAACGAUGUCUUGACAAUAUUUGACAAGGUUUUGCACAAAACAGCCAUUGAGUUGUCAAAGAAUGCCUCCGUUAAGCAUUUGCAUGGGUUACCUCCUGAAGAGCAGAGAAUGAAAACCACCCUUCAUGCGCGUAUCACUGGUCUACCAAUUUGCCCAGAACUCACAAGGGACAGAAUUCCCCGAUCGAGAGAUGUUGGGCAUUUCUUGUCCGUCACUGGGACUGUCAUCCGCACCAGUUUUGCCAAAGUCCUUGAGAACGAGCGUGAUUACAUGUGCGCCAAGUGUCGCCAUGUUUUCGUGCUGCAGGCAGACUUUGAGCAAUUCUACUCCUUCGUCCCACCGGUGGUCUGCCCCAAUCCCAAUGGCUGUAACUCAUGCAAGUUCAGUUGUCUGUCUGAAGGCUCUGAGCCUACUGCCUGCAGGGAUUACCAGGAGAUCAAAAUACAAGAGCAAGUGCAGAGGUUGUCAGUGGGAAGUAUUCCUCGUUCUAUGGUGGUGGUUCUAGAGGAUGACCUUGUGGACAGGUGUAAGUCAGGAGAUGAUGUGACUGUUUAUGGGGUGAUGUGCCAGCGUUGGAAACCUUUUUUUGAUGGUGAUUGCUGUGAUGUGGAGCUGGUUCUCAAAGCCAACAACAUCGAAGUCAACAACCAGCAGGGUGCUGCUUCUUUACUUUUGGAGGAUGUUCAAAAGGAAUUUAAAGAAUUCUGGGAGCACUACAAAUGUGAUCCAAUGACUGGCAGGAACCAGAUCUUGUUGAGUCUGUGCCCUCAACUAUUUGGCAUGUAUGUGAUUAAACUGGCCCUUGCCAUGGUGUUGGCUGGAGGGGUGCAGAGAAUAGAUUCUUGCGGAACCAAGACCAGAGGUGAAUGUCACAUGUUGCUCGUGGGUGACCCUGGUACAGGCAAGUCUCAAAUCUUAAAAUACGCAGCCAAGAUGAUGCCACGCUCUGUGCUCACUACUGGAAUUGGUUCAACAAGCGCAGGACUAACAGUUGCAGCAGUGAAGGAUGGAGGCGAUUGGCAUCUGGAGGCUGGAGCCCUCGUCCUCUCAGACGGUGGUUUAUGCUGCAUCGAUGAAUUCAACAGCAUCAAGGAACACGACCGCAUCAGUAUCCAUGAAGCCAUGGAGCAACAGUCCAUUAGUGUCGCCAAGGCUGGUAUAGUCUGUAAGCUGAACACUCGUACAACUAUUCUGGCUGCGACCAAUCCAAAAAGCCAGUACGACCCAAACGAAUCACUGUCUGUCAACAUCGCACUAGCGAGCCCUUUGCUAAGUCGCUUUGACCUGCUUCUGGUUAUGUUGGACAACCGAAAUCCAGAGUGGGACCGCGUCAUCUCUUCUUUCAUUCUGGAGGGUACAGGACUGCCCUCUGAGAGCUCCCCCAACCUCUGGUCCAUGGAGAAAAUGAGGGCUUAUUUCUGUGUAAUAAAGCAAUUACGGCCACAGGUUUCAGAGGAAGCCAACUCCAUCUUAUCAAGGUACUAUCAACUGCAAAGGCAGAGUGAAGACCGCAAUGCUGCACGCACAACCAUCCGCAUGCUGGAGAGUUUGAGCAGACUGGCUGAAGCUCAUGCUCGUCUCAUGUACAGAGAGACUGUAACGAUAGAGGAUGCUGUUAUGGCUGUCUCCGUGAUGGAAUGUUCCAUGCAGGGUGGCAGUUUGCUAGGAUGUGUUAAUGCCGUUCUUACUUCAUUCCCAAAUGACCCUGGUCAGCAGUAUCGGACACAAUGUCAGGUACUGUUAAAAGGCCUGAAACUGCCCCUCUUGAUUCAAAAGGAGAUGGACAGAUUGGACAGGCUUGGGAGCAGCAGCAUCAAGGCUUCUAGCUCUGACCAACCAACUGAUCACCACAAUGAUCACUUUGGAGAAACAAACACUCUCACCAAAACACCAUCUGACGUACCAAAGACCUGCAUGAAGGGGGCUGAGCAGGAGAAGGGUUUAGAUUGGUUUUACUCCUUAACUGCUUCGCAAUCAUCAGAUGAAAUCACCUCUCCAGUAUUCACAUCAACUCAACGCAAUGAUAAAACACAUUCCGAGCAAGGUGGAAUGAUUGAAGAGAAACAACCUGAAGUUCAGGAUCAUCUGCAUGAAUCCCACCAACAACACGCACAGACUUCAGGGGAUGUCUCUGAAAAUCUACAAGGGAGAAGAGUCACGGAGCUUCAACGUAAAUCACAGCAAGGACUUGAAGAAAGUGAAGUCAUUGUAAAUAAUGGAAGUGAAGAUGUCACUGUUUCAAAUCCAACUUCUCAUACUGGCUUGGAUUCUAGAAUUCAGGGUAACCCUCAGUGUCACACAGCAACUAAAACCAUUCACACUCUUCUACAAGACAAAAUUGCAGCUUCAGAUGAAACUACUCCUUUCAAGUUUUCAGACUUUAUAUUCAAACCAAAGAAGAUGAGAUCAUCAGUCCAAAAUGACCAUUCCGCUGUGAUUGCACCUGAAUGCAGAAAACGUCGAAACAAAACCGACAAAGACAUUCAACAGAAGGUCGGCAGCUGUGAUAAGGCCAAUAGUGCUCUUAAAGACAAUGAAUAUAGAAAAAAUGAAAAGCGUGCGAGUCUCAGCGAAACCAAACAAAGCGAUGACAUAAGGAACCAAGACGGUGACAAGAGUAAAGAAUUUUCUACACCUUUAAAAACUACCGAUACUUCAAGCGCUACAAAGUCAACAGUCACCGCCUCAACUCUAGCUAAACUUUCAAGAUUCUCUUUCACUGGCACAAUGGAACGCACAACCCCAGCGCAGACAGAAAAUUGUGGCAAGAUGAAGAGAAAAUGUUUUGAUUUUGACCCGCCAACAAGUGCUCUCCGUGGUUUGAAAAGUGUGUUCAACACAUCCCUCUUUGAUUCUGGUGAGUCAAUUGAUGACAUUCUUGACACCGACUGGGACAAAGAGGUAGCAAAGAAAGCCAAAGUUUGAUAUUAUCCUGUAGGUAUCAUCACAAAUUUGAAUUAAGAGGAAAAUAAUGGAUGUUGCCUUUUUCUUUUUGAAAGUUAUGCCAUAGAUGGCCACUAGGGGGAAACGUUUAUCCACUGUUAAUCCCCUCUUCGACACAAUUUCUGUUGCCAGGAUUAUUCAAGUCUUUUUCUUUGCUUACCUGCCUUUGUUUCUAUUGUUGAACCUGUCUGUCCUCAGUGAACAUAUUUAUUUAAUGCUAUUUCACUAAUAUUGUCAGCCAUUUAUCCAAAUAUUUUUCAAAUAACUAUAGAAAGACUGUCUUUUUUUUUUUGAUUAAUUAAAGUGGAUGAAAAUUAUUUUACACUCACCUCAUUAUAUUAUUCACUAUGAACUUAACCUGUGGACACAUUUACAUAUAAAUAAUC